Molecule: messenger RNA, 192 nt
Organism: Paramecium sonneborni
Lineage: Eukaryota; Ciliophora; Oligohymenophorea; Peniculida; Parameciidae
Source: the annotation of a GenBank genome assembly
AUGGGAGUUUGUAAUUCGAAAUCAAAGAGCUCAACCAAUAUCUAAUAAUAAGCAUUUGCCUAAGUCCUUAAUAAAGGAUCUGAGAAGAACGAUAUUGAAGCAUUAAUUAGAGAAAAAACACAAUCUCAAGAUUUAUAUAAUCCAUACCGAAACCCAAUUUUGAAUCGAAGGCUUAGAUAGACUUUAGCUUGA